Molecule: messenger RNA, 2865 nt
Organism: Fraxinus pennsylvanica
Lineage: Eukaryota; Viridiplantae; Streptophyta; Magnoliopsida; Lamiales; Oleaceae
Source: the annotation of a GenBank genome assembly
AUGUCUCUAAGGCAUUCAUUAACUCCAUUUUCCACUGCUUUCAAGACUCCAGAGUGCACGCGAAUUAACCUUCCGACUCAACUUCGGCCGGCGAGUAUUACUCGGCGACGACUAGGUGCCCGCCAUAUUCACAAACUCAGUGCUUCCUCUACAAUUCGCUGCUCAGCCAUGGCCAUUGAUGAGGGCCCCACCUCUUCUUAUCUUCAAUUGCAGGAUAGCUUGUUGUACUCUCAAGCUUUUUGGGUUAGUAAAUCAAUUAUUGCUUGGAAUGUCGAUGUUGGAGAUGGUUCAUGUUAUUUGUGCGGCAGUAAAAAUGCGGCUUUAUCUGUUGCAAACAAUCAAAUUCAAGGCAGUGAAGUGAAAAUUAAGCUUGAAGCAAGCACUAAUAGGCUUCCAGAACAUGUAAUUGAAAAAUUUCCUCAUGUUCAAGAUUAUAAAGUUUUCAAAGUUCCACCUGCUCUGGAUGUCAAAAAUUUACUGAAAUACCAACUAGCUGUUGCUAUUUUCACCUCUGAUGGAAAAUGCACCAGUGUUACUGGUUUGCAGUUACCAGGUGUCCUUGAUGAACUAUUCUCCUAUGAAGGUCCCCUUGGUUCAAUUUUUACAAAUGACGUUGUUGCACUUUAUCUUUGGGCACCUACUGCACAAGAGGUACGUGCAUUUAUUUAUAGGGAUCCAGCAGGUGGGCAUCCUUUAGAAGUUGUCCAGCUUGAGGAAUUCAAUGGUGUCUGGAGUGCUAAAGGGCCAAGGACUUGGGAAGGCUGUUACUAUGUCUAUGAAGUCUCCGUCUACCACCCUAGCACCUUGCGUGUAGAAAAAUGUAUUGCAAAUGAUCCAUAUGCAAGAGGGCUCUCAGCUGACGGUAGGCGAACCCUGUUAGUUGAUCUAGAUUCUGGAACAUUGAAACCUGAACGAUGGGAUAAUUUGGCAGACGAAAAACCCAAUCUUCUUUCUUUUUCCGACAUCAGCAUCUAUGAGUUGCAUGUCAGAGAUUUCAGUGCCAGUGACACUACUAUUCCUUCUGAUGUUCGUGGCGGUUAUCUUGCCUUCACUUUCCUGGACUCAGCAGGUAUGCUUCAUCUUAAAAGAUUAUCCAGUGCUGGUAUAACGCAUGUCCAUCUUCUGCCAACCUUUCAGUUUGCUGGUGUUGACGACGAGAAGGAUAAAUGGAAAGAUGCUGAUUUUAAGAUGCUUGAAUCAUUGCCACCAGACUCUGACGAGCAACAGUCUCACAUCACAGCCAUUCAAAACGAGGAUGGAUAUAACUGGGGCUAUAAUCCUGUUCUCUGGGGAGUCCCCAAAGGAAGCUAUGCAAGUAACCCAAAUGGUUCAUGCCGCAUAAUUGAGUUUCGCAAGAUGGUCCAGGCACUAAACUCCAUAGGCCUUCGUGUUGUGCUUGAUGUUGUUUACAAUCAUUUGCACGCAAGUGGUCCCUAUGAUGAGAACUCUGUCCUAGACAAGAUCGUUCCAGGUUACUACCUAAGAAGGAAUGCUAAUGGUUUUAUUGAGCACAGUACAUGCACAAACAAUACAGCCAGUGAACAUUUCAUGGUUGAACGGUUGAUUAUUGAUGAUCUUUUGUGCUGGGCUACCCAUUUCAAGGUUGAUGGAUUUCGAUUUGACCUUAUGGGUCAUAUAAUGAAACGCACCAUGGUAAAGGCUAGGAGUAUGCUCCAUAACUUAUCGAAAGAGAAAAAUGGAAUAGAUGGCCCAAGAAUCUAUGUAUAUGGUGAAGGAUGGGACUUUGGAGAAGUGUCUAAAAAUGGGCGUGGGAUAAAUGCAUCACAAUUCAACAUUUCUGGAACUGGGAUUGGAAGCUUCAACGAUCGGAUUCGCGAUGCCAUGCUUGGGGGAUCUCCAUUUGGUCAUCCUCUUCAACAAGGUUUCAUUACAGGUUUGGCUUUGGAGCCCAAUGAUUAUGACAAUGGGACCAAAUCUGAUGCAGAGCAUUUGCUAGCUGUAUCAAAGGAUCACAUUCAGGUAGGUAUGGCUGCUAACCUAAAGGACUUUGUUUUGACCAAUUAUGAGGGUCAAGAGGUUAAAGGCUGUGAAGUUUCAACUCAUGAUGGGGCACCUGUUGCAUAUGCUUCAUGCCCCACAGAAACAGUCAAUUAUGUCUCUGCUCAUGACAAUGAGUCCUUGUUCGACAUUGUGAGUUUAAAGACUCCCAUAAAAAUAUCUGUGGAUGCAAGAUGUAGGAUGAACCAUUUGGCAACCAGUGUAAUAGCACUUUCUCAGGGAAUACCUUUUUUCCAUUGCGGUGAUGAGAUUCUGCGUUCAAAGUCACUAGACCGUGAUUCAUAUAAUUCCGGUGAUUGGUUCAACAGAUUAGACUUCAGCUAUACUUCUAAUAAUUGGGGAAUUGGUCUUCCUCCAAAAGAAAAGAAUGAGAAGAGCUGGUCAAUAAUUAAAACGAGAUUGGCAGAUCCAUCCUUUAAGCCUCAGAAGAGCCAUAUUCUCGCUGCACUUGAAAACUUUUCAAGCUUCUUAAGUAUAAGAUACUCUUCUCCACUUUUCCGUUUGAGAACAACUAAUUCUAUACAGGCACGAGUACGAUUUCACAAUACCGGUCCGUCAUGGGUCCCUGGUGUCAUAGUCAUGAGCAUUGAAGAUGGCUACGAAGGAGUUCCUGGGCUUUCUCAACUGGAUCCCAUCUACUCGUAUAUUGUUGUUAUCAUCAAUAUACGCCCAACGGAUGCCUUAUUUACCAGCCAUGCUCUUCGGGGUAGAAGUCUUAAACUGCAUCCCAUACAGAUGAGCUCGACUGAUGACAAUGUCAAGGACUCCACAUAUGAUUCAUCGUCUGGUUUUUUCAGAAUACCUGCUAGGACAACAUCUGUUUUUGUUGAACCUCGAGAAGCCUGA